AGUAUUACGUGUUAAUAGAAAAAAGGCACCUAAAAGCAAUCCAAAUUCAUACUAGGCACACAAAAUCGAUCAAUAUUGUAAUCAAAAUAUACAUCUUAAGACCUCUUCUGCCCUUGUACUGUCUCGGGUGCCAAUUCUCUAUCAACACGAUAGUCUACAAAUCCACAUACCUGAUGCUUAUCUCUGUUUUCACGAAUAUUUUUUCAGUUGCGACAGAUGAAUAUAAAUGAACAACCGACUCUCAUGAAGGAAUUUAACCUGUCUGUGUCACAAAAAUUUGAGGAAAUACCAGCUAGAGUCCUCGAAGCUCCUAAAUUAAAAUAUGCUAGACAAGAGCCAGUACGUGUGACGAAAGGAGUAUGGCGAGCAGACAAAUUUUUAAACCCGAGCAAUUUAGGAGACAAUGAAUGGACUAUUUUGAACUUAGACACCAGAGUACAAGACCGACAAUUACAGGAUGGUUUACAUAAAAAAUUACGAGAGGGUGGUAAUUUCAUCAAUAUGGUAAUUGGAAAAGCACAAACUCCAUUCGCAUCCUUUCCUAUAUACGGUAAAGGUAUCGGCAACAUUUCAACAUUUUUUGCCGAAAAGAAGAAACAAGGAAUAAAACUGGUUGUCGUAGUAAUUCCAAAUAUAGAUAAUGCAUACAGUGUGGUGAAGCAGAUCUCCGAAUUGAAAAUAAGAGGGGGUGUAGUAACUCAAUGCAUAAAGUCAAAAACAUUAGAAAAACUGACUGAUGCGACAGUUACAAAUAUUUUAUUGAAGAUUAACUCGAAACUUAAUGGUGUUAACCAUCUACUUUAUCAGCGACCACCUUGCUUAGAGACCCCAUGCAUGUUAGUAGGUGCGGAUGUGACUCAUCCAUCUCCGGAUUCUAUAAAUAUACCUUCAAUUGCUGCGGUUGCAUCGAGUCAUACUCCAAAUGCUUUCCAAUAUAAUGUUGAAGUAAGACUCCAGCCACCGAAAGAGGAAAUAAUUCUCGAUCUUGAACAAAUAAUGUGCAAUCAGUUACUAUUCUUUUAUCGCGCAACACAUAAAAAACCACAGAAAAUUAUCUUUUAUCGAGAUGGCGUGAGUGAAGGACACCUUCCCCAAGUGAUGCAUUUUGAGUUAACCGCUAUAAAAAACGCUAUCUCGAAAGUGGGAAAUGGAACUGAUAAAAUUCCAAUAACGUUUCUUGUGGUUCAAAAGAGACACCACAUACGUCUCUUUCCGACUGACAAAGCCAAUUCGGACGACAGGAAUUUUAAUGUGCAAGCUGGUACCGUUGUUGAUACAGACAUCACACAUCCAAGUCAUAUUGAUUUCUACCUUGUAUCUCAUGCUAGCAUUCAAGGCACUGCAAGGCCUACGAAGUAUAGAUGUAUCUGCAACGAAAUUGGGAUGACAGAAGAUGAAAUUGAGCAAUUGACAUAUUAUCUUU
Nomia melanderi (Alkali bee) is the source of this 1423-nucleotide messenger RNA. The record is from RefSeq and is a predicted model, not a curated record. Lineage: Eukaryota; Metazoa; Arthropoda; Insecta; Hymenoptera; Halictidae.